ACUGUAGCAUGGAAACGGAUAACAGCUGACAGCGCGGUUGCACUUCGCUCGGAGGCGCACAAAACGUUGAAAUCAAAACAAAUUCUCACCAGCUUUCCCACGCCAUGAAUAUUCCAAGCUAUCGUCCGAAUUACUACAGCCUAGACGAUAUAACGGUAACACAAGAACGCGUACCAUGUCGAACGACUCAGGAUCUGUACAUGAUGGGAUUUUUGGAUGCUUCCGAAAAGUCGACCAACCUAAGUAACAACCAUGCCCUCGAGCUUCCACUUUGGGCUGUUCUGCAGCAAGAUGAGAGAAAUCCACAUUUUGAAGCACAGAUUCCGGACAUUUACAGUGCGGCGUACAAGGAAAUUUACAAAGCCGAUGCUAAUUACGUGGAACUGGGCGCUUUGUGUAAAUUCUAUUUCGAGCUAGGAAUAUACUUGACGCGCUACGAUGGAACCAACAGCGUUUCGGAAAUGUUGCACGUCACGGCCCAGGAACGGAUGAAAGUAUUGAAAGAUCUGUGCCAAAACGUAGGAAAUGAGAGCCUGAAUGUAAGCAGCAAGUUUGACUUCAUCGAACGAUUGUUGUUCAACGAAGGUGGCAAAACGAACAAACUGUUUGAUGAUUGGCUCCAGGAGAAGCAGGUUCACAUCAAAUCGACCGAAAUUGCCGUCAACUUGCGCAAACGCAAGCGAAGUCCCGAUGUUGAAGCGCAGGAAGAACAAUAAAUCGAACCACUUGGUGUAGAUUGCGUAGACA
This is a messenger RNA of Anopheles funestus (African malaria mosquito), 747 nucleotides long. RefSeq names its product DNA replication complex GINS protein PSF3 (gene Psf3). Gene Ontology annotation, biological process: mitotic DNA replication initiation. Lineage: Eukaryota; Metazoa; Arthropoda; Insecta; Diptera; Culicidae. The transcript is spliced from 3 exons. Gene Ontology annotation, cellular component: GINS complex. Bases 105 to 716 code for a protein of 203 amino acids. The record is from RefSeq and is a predicted model, not a curated record.